Messenger RNA from Strongylocentrotus purpuratus (purple sea urchin), 1295 nucleotides. RefSeq lists its product as uncharacterized. Lineage: Eukaryota; Metazoa; Echinodermata; Echinoidea; Camarodonta; Strongylocentrotidae. The record is from RefSeq and is a predicted model, not a curated record. The coding region runs from base 90 to 728 and encodes 212 amino acids. Gene Ontology annotation, molecular function: protein binding. The transcript is spliced from 6 exons.
CCAAACCACAUGUCCCUCCGCGUAAAUUAAGUGUGCCGUCUUUAUCGGCUAGGUUCGCCCCUCCAAAGCUACCUGAGAAAAAUCCAGCCAUGAAGAUUGAAACGCAAUGCAAGAAACUUAAAGGGGAGAAGCUAUCAGGAACAGCAACAGUACGUAUCGCCAAAACUAUCAUCGUUCGGUACUUGUCUAUGCUGAAUGAAACCAGAGACAGUAUUUUAGUUACGGAUGUUCCUUGCGAACUCAAGGAUUACUUCCGGGUAGGUGACCAGUGGUUGAAGGUCAAUGAUAAUAUGCUGAAAAACGUCCACUUUGCCCGAGACUGUGUUCGAAUGUCAGACAAACCGGAGAUCGAGAUCACGCUAAAGAGAAUCCCGUUUGGAACAAUCUGUGACUUCCAAUGGAAUUCAGAUAAUGUUGACGACAUAGGGUUGAAACUCCACGGAAACGAGAUUGAGCGGGUAUAUCCAGAAGGUCUGGCUCAUCGCAGAGGAUCUCUACAGUCAAACGAUACCACUUGUCUGAACAGUGCAGGCUUGAGAUGCAACUACGUCAUCACUGAGGUCAACUUUGACUGCGUCCAACCCAAUGCAUCUACAGAACAGGUAUGGGAGAUGAUCAAGAAGGCAGGCCGCAUUGUCAUUCUCAUCCUCCACCCCGUGGACUUUCGUACCGUUCAGAGGGGCUACGACAUCGACGAAAACGACAUGUACGAAGAGGUGCGAUCGUAGGUCAUUCUAACAACAUGCGCUAUGGAACUUUAGAGAAGUGCUACAAAAUGGCAGUUCUGGUCUAAGAUCAUUCACUAAUGACCCGAAAGGAACUAAAGAGGGACUAGUCCAGAAUCUGGGCUAUUUAAUUUUUGACUUUCACCUCACCAACGCGACCUCCCCCUACUAACUUGCUGCCAGCCGAAGAUGGCGUGAUCAUUAAAUUAGGACGCCCGCAUGGCUUGGCUGGUGAGGUUAUAUGAGUUCGUUGAUAUCGCCAUCUUCGGCGACUUGAUUCAAUUGUAGGGGAUACGAAGAACCAGCAAGAUUCUGGUCUACAGGGGGACUAGAACAAGAGUGCACCAUAAAAAUGCUUAACUACACCAAAAUAUUGUAUCUUAAGUGAUUCAGGCAAUUUGCGUUAUGGAAUUUUUAGAGGAACUAUAAAACGGCUGACAACAUCGGAUAAGAAAAGCUCUGAAAUCAAUAGGUCACUCAAAGAACACGCUGAAUCUGACUUCAGAGGGACUACAACAUUGAUGCACAUCUGCAUUUUACGUCUUUCUUAUCUAAAAAUGUUUCAUUAAA